This is a messenger RNA of Maniola jurtina (meadow brown), 5262 nucleotides long. RefSeq names its product ATP-citrate synthase (gene ATPCL). The record is from RefSeq and is a predicted model, not a curated record. Gene Ontology annotation, biological process: acetyl-CoA biosynthetic process; fatty acid biosynthetic process; tricarboxylic acid cycle. Lineage: Eukaryota; Metazoa; Arthropoda; Insecta; Lepidoptera; Nymphalidae. Gene Ontology annotation, cellular component: cytosol. The coding region runs from base 221 to 3484 and encodes 1087 amino acids. Gene Ontology annotation, molecular function: ATP citrate synthase activity. The transcript has 24 exons.
GUUCCAAGACAAGUAACCAGUUGUCCGCUAACAGCCGAGGAGGUCGGUCGAGUUUAAAAAAAACCGCGAGUGAUAAAACCGUGCUGAUAAUAAUUCCUAUUGGAUUUCCCAUUAUUUGCUGGGGACGGACGCACGCUGGUUAUAAGUGAAAAAAAAAUACAGCGGCUCUAUGACGCGAAGCCAGCGUUAGAAUAAGACAGCACACAGACAACCCAACAGAAUGUCGUCCAAAGCUAUAUACGAGGCGACAGGGAAGGACCUUAUUAACAGGCACAUAGCCCCAGGCACAGCGCUGGUGCCGUGUCGGUUUGCAGUCUUCGAGCACGGGACGAUAUGGGAAGAUGAGUUGGGCAAGAACCCAUGGCUCACGAAAGAGCAAUUGGUGGUAAAACCAGAUCAGUUGAUCAAGCGCCGUGGCAAACUCGGCCUGGUCGGAGUCAACAAGUCCGCCGCCGAAGUGCGUCGCUGGCUGUCCGAACAUAAUAACAAGGAACAGAAGAUCGGCGCCGCCUCCGGAAAGCUGAGGAGGUUCGUUGUGGAACCAUUCAUCAAGCAUGAACCCAGCGAAGAGAUGUACCUGUGCAUCCAGUCGGGUCGUCGCGCGGACACCAUCAUGUUCCACCACCAGGGCGGCGUCGACGUCGGAGAUGUCGACGCGCUCGCGCUGCGCCUUGACGUGCCUGUGGACACGUUCCCCACAGGUGAAGAUAUUGACCGCGCGCUGUUGAAGAACAUAAAAUCUGUCACCAUUAAAAGGAUACUAACAACAUUCAUAACCUCCCUAUACCGGGUAUUCGUAGACCUAUACUUCACAUACAUGGAAAUCAAUCCGGUAGUGGUCACCAACGAAAGGGUUUACUUAUUGGACUUGGCGGCCAAGUUGGACCAAACGGCCGACUUCAUUUGCGCAAAGAAUUGGGGUGAGGUGACCUUCCCACCCCCUUUCGGAAGGGAUGCCUAUCCUGAGGAGGCACAUAUUGCUGAUUUGGAUGCGAAGAGUGGGGCUAGUCUUAAGUUAACAGUCCUCAACAAGUCCGGUCGUAUCUGGACGAUGGUGGCCGGCGGAGGAGCGUCCGUGGUGUACACGGACACAGUGUGCGCGCUGGGGGGCGCGGCCGAGCUCGCCAACUACGGGGAGUACUCCGGAGCGCCCACCGAGAGCCAGACCGCGGACUAUGCCAAGACUAUAUUCAGCCUCAUGUGCCGCGACCGACACCCGAGCGGCAAGGUGCUCAUAAUCGGCGGUGGUAUCGCUAACUUCACCAACGUAGCAGACACAUUCCGAGGAAUCAUCACCGCCAUAGAGACGUAUAAGGACGCCCUACUACAGUACAAUGUUACCAUCUUCGUGCGACGAGGCGGACCCAACUAUCAGGAGGGACUCAGACAAAUGCGUGAAGUCGGCCACCGUCUUCGGAUCCCGAUGUACGUGUUCGGCCCUGAGAGCAACAUGACGGCUAUAGUCCGUCUCGCUCUCGGCCACGCGCCCAUCCCACCAGAUCAUCAAUUGGACUAUGCUCCCAAGCAGCUGCCCAAACCAGAACCCGCGCCAGCACCAAAAAUCGAGCUGCCUGAACUUACGCCAGCACUAUUAGACCUGGUGUGCUCCCAGGCGCCUACGCGAGCUGAGCUGGGGCAGCAGUUGUCCACCGCGCGGCCACUCUUCACUGAUCGCACCAAGGCCAUCGUAUGGGGCAUGCAGAACCGGGCCAUCCAGGGCAUGUUGGACUUCGACUACAUAUGCCGCCGCGCGGAGCCGUCUGUGGUGGCCAUCGUAUACCCCUUCACGGCUGACCAUAAACAGAAGUACUACUUCGGGAACAAGGAAGUUUUUAUACCGGUGUUCAGCGACAUGGACGUGGCGAUGCGGAAGCACCAAGAAGCGACAGUGCUCGUCAACUUCGCGUCGCUCCGCUCCGCAUACGACAGCACGAUACAGGCGAUGCAGCAUCCACAGAUCAACACGAUCGUCAUCAUAGCGGAGGGUAUCCCUGAGAACAUGACGCGCAAGAUCAUCAAACUUGCUGACGCGAGAGGGGUAAACAUAAUCGGCCCAGCAACAGUGGGAGGUAUCAAGCCUGGCUGCUUCAAGAUCGGCAAUACAGCGGGCAUGAUCGACAAUAUUGUGGACAGCAAGCUCUAUCGGCCUGGCAGUGUAGCAUACGUGUCCCGUUCGGGAGGUAUGAGCAACGAGCUCAACAACGUGCUGUCAAAGGAAGCGGACGGCGUGUGCGAGGGAGUGGCCAUCGGCGGCGACCGCUACCCGGGGACCACCUUUGUGGACCACUUACUGAGAUACGAAGCCGACCCAAACGUCAAGAUGGUGGUGCUUUUAGGUGAAGUGGGGGGAGUGGAAGAAUACCACGUAUGCAAGAUGAUGCGGGACCGAAAACUGACCAAGCCUUUAGUGGCUUGGUGCAUUGGCACUUGCUCUGACAUGUUCACAUCGGAAGUACAGUUCGGGCACGCGGGUUCGCUCGCGGGCUCGGCGCUAGAGAAGGCGGCCGCUAAGAACGCGGCGUUAGCGGCUCACGGCGCCGUGGUCCCUGACUCCUUUGACACGCUGGGGAAUGCUAUCAACAAGGUGUACAAGAAGCUGGUAUCAGAAGGCAAGAUUAUAGUGAAAGAAGAGGUCGAGCCGCCCAAGGUGCCCAUGGACUACGACUGGGCAAGGAAACUGGGUAUCAUCCGCAAGCCUGCUGCUUUCAUCAGCACGAUCUGUGACGAGCGAGGGCAGGAGCUGAGCUACUGCGGCGUGCCCAUCAGCGGCGUACUGGAACGACAACUGGGCGUCGGCGGCACCAUCAGCUUAUUGUGGUUCCAAAGGGAAUUGCCGGACUGGGCGAGCAAGUUCUUCGAGCUCGUGCUCAUAGUGACAGCGGACCACGGGCCGGCGGUGUCCGGCGCUCACAAUACCAUGGUCACAGCGCGCGCGGGGAAGGACCUCAUAUCGUCUGUGGUCAGCGGGCUGCUGACUAUUGGCGACCGUUUCGGCGGCGCGCUGGACCGCGCGGCGUUGGACUUCUGCGCGGCAUAUGACAAAGGCCAGCACCCGCAGGAAUUUGUCAACGAGAAGCGCGCUAAAGGAGAACUUAUCAUGGGCAUCGGACACAGGGUGAAAUCAAUCAACAACCCAGACUCCCGCGUCCGAGAACUGAAAGCGUACGUGACGUCACGCUGGCCCGCGUGGCCGGUGACGCGGUACGCGCUGGACGUGGAAGCGAUCACCACCAGGAAGAAGCCCAACCUGAUCCUCAAUGUCGACGGCAUCGUGGCCGCGGCCAUGGUGGACAUGUUCCGACACUGCCAGCUGUUCACGCAGGAGGAAGGCAACAACUACAUUGCGAUGGGCUCCAUCAACGCCCUCUUCGUCCUAGGCCGCACCAUCGGCCUAGUGGGCCACUACCUCGACCAGAAGCGUCUCAAACAACCCCUCUACCGCCACCCCUGGGACGACAUCACCUACAUGUCACCCCAUAACUGAACACCCCUCUAAAGUUGUUAUACUAGUACGAUAGAUGGCGUUUAUUGUUAAAAAAAUUGUGACAUGUACACUUCUAGUGACCUUUUCUUUUACACUUCUAACAUUAACACUGACAUUCAUAGUUAAGAUAGGGGCUUCUUUAGCCAUUCAGAUAUCAUGCGUCAUUCAGAAAAUCUACAUUUUUUAAGCCUUGACUCGAUUUAUCUCGAAACUAAACUCGAAAAUUCAAGUGAUAAUUUUUUUGUGACAACGCCAUCUAUCGAGCAUUUUGGUCUAAUUUAAAAUCGUAUUAGAAAAUAAUAAUACAAAUAAAAUGUAAUAGUUAAAUCUUUAGUCUGGGAAUUAUUACUUGUAGUUUUUAAUAUAUAAUUGUAAGUAAAUAAUUGUUCUAUUACUAAUUUAAUUAUUAAUGCCGACCGCUAAAAAUGCGCAAAAUAUAUUAUAUUUUAUCUUAUUUUGUUUAAUUUUUUAAUUUUAUAUUGUAACUUUUUGACAAACUCAUAUUAUUUCGAGUUGAUUAAGAAAAAUAGGGAUUGUUUGAUAAAAAGGGAGAAUUUGAUAUUGUUAAAAUUCUAUUGUGCACAUUGUAAAACUGCUAUCCUUGUCUGCGGAGAGCAUUAUGAAAGGGAUAGCUUGACUUAUUAAUGUUAAUUAACUAUUGUUAUUAGAGUUUGUGGACAAUAGACUUUAGCUCCAAAAGUAAUAAAUAACAGGUAACAUUUUUGCGUUAUUUUUAGCGGUAGGCCGAGCGCAGAUUAUAAAGAAUAAAUGGACACAGAUGAUGGAUAUUGUUAUCUAUGGUUGAGUAAUUCUAUAGAAAGGUCACAAAACAUAUUGUAAGUAGUUUAGAUGAUAAGUUAAUAUAGUAUACAUUAUAUGACUCUGUUUUAACCGAUGGAUGUCCAGUGCUGGACAGGUCUGUGGUAGGGAUGUCCACAUUCCACAAUGUUUUUUUUUUCACCCUGACAAAGUUUGAGGGAUCUUAAAAUGUUAUAAAAUAGUCUAUUCAUUUUGAAGGUGACUUUAACCGUUUAGACGCACAACGCCAUAAAUGCAAAACGUCAAAAUAAGAAUUGUGGCGUUUUGCGAUAGUGAAAGAUUACUUACGCAAAAUACCAAACUAGCAUAAUGCCAAAAACGCAAAUCGCCAAAAUUGAAAUGUCUGGAAAUACCAAGCCCAAAAUUUCAUAGUUUAAGCAAGGUAAUCUUAAAUUUAAGAUUACUUAACUUUACGGGUCUCUUCAUUUUAAGGGUCUCUUAAAUUUUAAGACCCUUAUUAUAUUUUAUAGUUUCUUAAUUUAUUUUUGUAUUUUUUUUUUUUACUAUCAGUGAUUUGGCAUUUGGUAGCUAAGCGCUUUGAUGUUAUGCAUUUCGGGUUUAUGGCAUUUAAAUGUGUACCGUUUUCGUCAUUUGGCGUUUUGCGUUUUUAGCGUAGUGUCAAAUUGUUAUUUGACGUUUUACUUUCCUGUCGUAAGUUCUAAAUGUGUUAGAAGUAUAAUAAUUUAUACUAUAUUAGCUAUUCAUUCAAAAAUAGAGGGUUAUGUUUCUACGCUAUUAAGUACAUAUUGUUUUUUCAAUAAUAAUAGGUAAGUAAGAAAACUUGACUCAUUAGGUAUUUUUAUACAAAAUGAUGAUAAAUGCAAAAAAAUAUAUAAAUUAUUAAAUUGACAUAAUAUUAUAAACAAAGUAGUUUUUUUGAAAUGUUUCCGCCCUUAACGAAACAUAUAACCUCCUUUGGGUGCACUUGGGUAAAAACGUUACUAUUUUGAUGUUAGACG